This is a messenger RNA of Psammomys obesus (fat sand rat), 2318 nucleotides long. RefSeq names its product zinc finger protein 750 (gene Znf750). The record is from RefSeq and is a predicted model, not a curated record. Lineage: Eukaryota; Metazoa; Chordata; Mammalia; Rodentia; Muridae. Gene Ontology annotation, molecular function: promoter-specific chromatin binding; DNA-binding transcription activator activity, RNA polymerase II-specific; RNA polymerase II cis-regulatory region sequence-specific DNA binding. The transcript is spliced from 2 exons. Gene Ontology annotation, cellular component: nucleus. Gene Ontology annotation, biological process: epidermis development; positive regulation of transcription by RNA polymerase II. Bases 18 to 2144 code for a protein of 708 amino acids.
UCCAAACACCCAGGACAAUGAGUCUCCUCAAGGAACGGAAACCAAAAAAGCCACACUAUAUUCCACGGCCCCCAGGAAAGCCAUUUAAGUACAAAUGCUUCCAGUGUCCUUUUACGUGCAACGAGAAGUCACAUCUUUUCAAUCACAUGAAGUACGGCCUCUGUAAAAACUCUAUCACUUUAGUGUCGGAACAAGAUCGCAUUCCUAAGUGUCCCAAAUCCAGCUCGCUGGACCCUAAGCUGACCCACCAGACAGAGCCCCCCUCAAAGCCAGCUACUUCCAAGUCUCUUGCAAAUGGACUCUCCAGCUUUGAUCCAAAGGCUCAGCAGGGCUCAGCAAAGGAAGAUGCCAAAGAGAACCUCGAAAUACCGGGUCGGGGAACCCACAAGAGCCCCCAGAAACCAGCCCUACAGAAAGAAAUGACGCCAGAAGCCAUUGUCAGCCCCCAGCCUUGCCUCGACAGUGGGGUUAGGCCUUCAGCAUUUGUUCCCGUUGGGGAGCACAGACUUAGAGGCCCAGAAGACACAGAGGCUCCUGAAAUGCUGGCAUUAAGCAACUCUACCACCAAAGCCACCCCUUUCCAUGCCAAGUCUGCAUUCCAUACUCCUGGUUACCCCUGGAAAGCUGGCUCCCCAUUCCUCCCACCUGAAUUUCCACAUAAAAUCCCAUCUACAAAGGGGUUUGGUGCCAUCUCCCCCUACAUGCACCCUGCAAUCCCAGACUACCCACAUCCCUUCUACACAGAGCCCGGGCUGGCUGCCAUCUACUCGCCCUACCUCCUGACGGGGAACACUCCUGAGUGUGAGGCCACGUUGUUCUCUGUCCAUGGGGCCCAAGACCAAAGACACUUCCUGUCUCACCCUGGGCCAAUCCCCAAGCACUUGAACACAUCUCCGUCAACAUACGACCACUACAGAUUCUUCCAGCAGUACCAGGCUAACCUGCCAAUCCCUUACGGAUUUUACAGGCCGGAGUCCGCCUUUCCGUCCUACAGCCUCAGGCUCCCACCCGUCCCGGGCAUCACACAGAGCUCCCGCCUGCUUGAAGAAGCAGCCCUGGCUUACCCAGCCUCAAGUCCCUCAGAGUUAAACCUUUCAAAUUCCCACAGAAAACACACAGAAUUUGAGAAGGAAAGUCCAGUUCCUAAGGCAAAAGAUCCUUCUAAAGAUGGGCAAAGGGAUGCAGAAGAGGCCAAAAUGAGCCCCCGAGCAGGGACUGCUGCCACAGGCUCCCCAGGAAGGCCAAGCCCGACGAACUUCACACAAACAAGCCAAACAUUCGAAGGCCUGUGUGACCUCUCAAACAAAGCAACCUCCUCAGGAACCCUGGAGCGACUCCAGCAGCCUGAGCAGAGCCCCACCGGCUGCAAACCUGUCCAGAGGAAUUCAGAAAGUCCUCGCUCUCAGCUUCCUGCCAACAGAACAGAGUCCCCAAAAAGCCUUCAGGCCAUGAACAGUGACCCUCCAGCCCACAUAGGGAGCAGUACCUCUCUUAUCACAGAAGCCCCGCCCUCCAGCCCAGAGGACCACUCCAGAAUAGCCCCCCUCAAUCUCUCCAAGAAGCUGGAGACAAGCCCUGCAACCACUUAUGGACCCAUGUAUGCAGGCAAUGCACAGGCAGACGCCCAGAGCAUCUCAGGGCUGCAAGACCUGCCACUCAACCUCUCUGUAAAGGACCCCUGUAAUGCCUGGGCUCCAAGGCCUGUCCUCCCCGGACCAGCACAAGGUGCAGAACCUGCUGCUGUUCUAAAGGCUGAGACAGAAGGUUCUGAAGACAGGACAAGCCGUGUGGAGACACAGCAAGACAAGGUCCACAGCAGGACGACCCCAGAUGUCCACACAGUAGACAGCAGUGAUGAACAGAAGCAGACAGCAGCUGUAGCUCUCUGUCAGCUGGCAGCCUACAGCCCAGGGAAUGUCCGAGUGGGCGAUGAGGAGAACACAGCCCAGGAAUCCACCUGUCAAGACAGAACCACCCUCAGUUCUACAGAGAACCAGGGAGCUCAGUGUGACCUCAGACCCAAAGCACAAAAGAGGACAAGUCAAAGGGAUGCAGGAAGAUCCCAGCAAGGAACUAAAAAGCCAAAGCUGAAUGAGACCGCACCAAGAGUGCUCACUCUCCGCAAAAGAACCCGGGUGUCCUGAGGCCUCACGGACCUCAGCACUGUGGCUACACAGAUGCCUUCACAUUGUGCUCCAAGCAGCAGCCUCACUUUUUUGCUUUUUUGGAGGAGGUGCAGUCUUGCCACGUUGCUCAAGCUGGCAUCAAACUUGUGAUCUUCCUGCCUCGGCCUCCUACAUGCUGGGCCAACCAGUACA